AUACGCCUUCCUUGACACAGUUCUCCACCACUUCGGCAGUGUUCGUAAGUAAGCCGAAGACAUACGACCCACUUAUAGAGUUUCUUGAAAUAAGAACUCCUUUUAUCUGCUAUCACAUUCGUGCAAGACGUUCAUCGAAAACGACAGUAAACAUGAGGCAAACCACUUGGAUUUUGGCGGUGGCCGUAGGAUGUUUGGUGAUGAUGAACAGCAUGACAGAAGCCAAGUCUUUAGUUAAAAGAGACAUUGAAAACAACAUUGACCCAGCCAAAGAGGAGAUUGAAGCCGACGAACAAGACAGAGAGAAGAGAAGCCAAAACCACCCAGUUGAUCCUAAAUGGGGAGCCAAGAGUGCAGUUAUUGGUUUUGUAUUCAACAAAGUCAAUUCAUUCAUCGAUCAAAAAACCCACUGGUUAAACCAACUCGACAAGACCAACAUCGCCAAAAAUAAGGCUCACGGCAUCUACCCACCAGCAGAUCCUGUAGUGUCUCUGUCUAGCAUCAUCUCAGGCAAGAUCGGUCAGGUCCUCCAGGCCUCAGCACCAUUGGUUACUGUCGUCACGAACAAACUCAGCAGCGGUUCGAAUCCCUCAGCUGGCUCUCAUGCCGGGUUCAAGUUCGGAAACCUUUUGGGAGGAUUUAGCGGUGGAUCAUCUGGUGGUGACCACAGCCUCCAGGCAUCCGCCAAUCUAGGCGGCGCUGCGCACGUUGGCGCAGGCGUAGGAGUGGGAGGUUAUGGAGGUUACUAAGUCGACGUUUUUUGGGGAGAAAUAUGUUGUUUGGGAAGAGCAACUAAAGAGAUAACUAUAAUUUAAAAUUGGUCCUACUGAACUCAACUCUUAUAGAGUGGAUGCCAGUAAUUUUUCUAGAAUCCAGUCUUCACCUAUAUUUACUGAAUGAUGGAAAAACGAUUAAUCUACGACAAGAAGUGAAAAAAUAUUUAUUCCAUUGCAAACUAACUAGAUGAACCAUCAUAUAGUCUGAGUUCAUUUUGUUCCAAAAUAUUUUCAUUUCAAUUGGAAAAAGUUACCAAAUUUUUAAAAUCCCAGUACUGUUUGAAUGAUAUCUAGUCAAAGUUGAAGUUCUGAAAGCUUCAUUCAUUCGAAAAAAAAAUAAAAUAAUUUCUUAUUUGAAGUGCUGUUCUUCCCAGUGAAAA
Messenger RNA from Coccinella septempunctata (seven-spotted ladybird), 1156 nucleotides. RefSeq lists its product as uncharacterized. Bases 153 to 749 code for a protein of 198 amino acids. The record is from RefSeq and is a predicted model, not a curated record. NCBI's taxonomy places the organism in Eukaryota, Metazoa, Arthropoda, Insecta, Coleoptera, Coccinellidae. The transcript is spliced from 4 exons.